AUCAAUAUUGACAUGUAACUUCCGGUUUUUAUUGCUGAGGGUUGACAGCAGUAGGAGAAAAAAACCAACAUUUAACACAAUAACAUAAGAAUGAAACAGCAUCUAAGAUAUAUUUAAAUAAAAGGAAAAGAAAAUGUGCAUAAAGUGAUCUUUAGAUGUUUUUAAGUUCUUUACAUCUAAACAAUGUCCGAUAACGAUGACAAUGUACCAUCAGAUCAAGAAGAUAGUGGUCAACCAGAAUCUGUAGCAACAGGUGCUUGUGGUGGAGAUUUUUUACGUCCCAUUUCACCCAACAGCGAUUCAGCCGAUAAUUUAAGUCUUGAAGUUCAAUUUGAGGAGGAAAGUUCAAGACACCCAAGUGAACUAAGUUCAAUAUCCUAUCAGAAUUUGUUGGAUGACGGUGACGGAAAUGGACUUUCUAGACACGAGAGUGAAGAUAGUGCUGACUCAUUACCCCCAGAUUUUAAUGAUAUGUACCAGCAGGAUGAAAUAACUCAAAUAGACAUACGUGAUUUACAAUCCAAAACAAAUGAAAAAUACAAGAAAAGUUGCUUAAAUGCAAUUCAAUUGAAGUCUCAAUGUGAAUCUGAUAAUAUUGAUAAACUUACUAUUGAUGUGUCAAAAAUGAAAGAUCUGAUUCAGGGGGAAACAAAAGAAAGUCCAGACAUUACUAUGAAGUCAGAUAAGGAAAGUAAGAAUCAUUCAGCUGUUCAAAAAAGAAACAGUUUGGAAAUCAGAAAUAAUAUUCCAGUCAAAGGUGAGGUAAAAAGCUAUAAUAAAGAUCUAGAUAAUUUAAUCAAAUACAAUUCGCAAGGUGCAAAACCAAAAAUAAAAAAGAAAUCCCCUGGUGUAGCUUGUCGUAUUGGUGAUAGUGGCAGUGAUAGGGAAGGAUCCAGUUCAGAAAGAGAUGUCCCAUUAAAGAAACAGUAUACAGAUGUUUCAGAAUGUGAAAUUCAGCCCCAUUUCACCAAGCAUGAUUCAAUUCAUAAACUUGAUAAAGAAAAAGAAUCAUUAGACACAAAAAUUUUAUCAGAAUUUGAAAAUUUAAAUCCCAAGUUGUUAGAAAACUCUAAAACUGUUGAAAUCAUUAAUGAAUAUGAUUAUGUAAAAUAUUCUCGAGUUCAGGACGGUGAUUCCUAUGUAGGAAUGAGGCUAGCUUAUUCAAGUAAGGAAGAAAAGGAUAAAAACAAUAUAAAUGGAAUUUUGCCUACAGAUGAUGAUAAUUCGAGAGAUGCUUCCCCUGAUAAAAUUGUAAACAUUAAACAGGAAUUAUCCAUUCUAGAAAAUAUACAAAAUUUAAAUGAAGACAUGCUGACAGAAAUCCCAUUGAAUAACAAUGAUGGAUUCUGUAUGGAUGAUCAGAAAGCAUUUUCACUGUCACCCGAGAACACAGAAUGUGAUAGUGCCGAGGUAGAAAGUGUUGUUUCUGAUGAUGACAAGUCAAAUUUAGGAAUGCCAAAUGUUGAAGAUGGUUUAUCUAGUAGUCAGACAAGCGAUGUUGAAGACGCCCCACUGAGUAGUACACACAAAUCUCCUACACAUUUAUUACGCAAAAAACAGUCACAAGUUGUAGACGAACAGUUGUCUAAUAGUGAAAAUAGUACUAAAGCUAAGGAAAUUGAUGCUUCUGCAAUAAUGGAGGAUUUGAAAGCCAAACGUGAGGCAUUAGACUUAGCCAUAGCUGACAUUAAAUCUACCAUUCAUUCAAGUAAAGAUAAAAUCAAGUAUACACCCCAGUCUGAUGAAGAACCGGAACCAGUUUGGAUAAUGAGAGAGAAUUCCCAUGACAAAAAAGAAGACAGAGUGAGACAAUCUAAUCAUUCUUCUGAAGGAAUUUACAGUGAAAUUCAUGAUAAAGAUAAUGAAGAGAGUGGAGAAACAAACCAGCUGUUAGACAGUCAAACAUAUAAAUCUGAUGGUAAACUUUAUCAUGCCAGUAAAGGCUAUGAUUCUGAUGAUGAAGAAGAUAAUAAUUCAAAAAGCACACGUCGAAUCCGUGGGAAAAAGUAUACCUCGCUCCCAAAAGACGAUUCAUUUGAUCAGCAUAGUCACAGAGUGAACGGUGCAAAUGGUCAUCACGUGAAUAAUCAUCAAAAAUCAGAAUCCGUUGAAUAUUAUAUUAAAAAGACUCAUGAAGGGUCGGAGACUGAUUCUGAAUAUGGAAGUGACAAAGAAAGUCCAUCCAAAACAAGUUACGUUAAACAGGAACGGCAGCCUGGAGAUUAUGAUACAGAUGAAGAAACAGACCACCUUUUACAGAAACAGUACCAGAAAGAUCAAAAUGUUGACAUUCCAGAACUGUCACAACCCCCGGUAAAUAGAACUGCUCAGGCUGAGAAACGUAGAUCUCGUGCUAAAGAAGGUGAGAGGCAGUCAUCUUCUGUUUAUGAUCCUGAAAAUCCAUCAGUUUUGAUAGAGGGCGUACUGUUCAGAGCUCGUUACUUAGGAUCGACACAACUUAUCUCUGAGGGGCAGCCGUCAAAAGCUAUGAGAAUGAUGCAGGCUCAAGAAGCUGUAGGCAGAAUAAAGGCCCCAGAAGGUGAGAAUCAACCAAGUACUGCUGUUGACUUGUUUGUUUCUACAGAAAAGAUUAUGGUCCUCAAUACAGAUUUGCAGGAGAUAAUGAUGGACCAUGCUUUAAGAACAAUAUCUUAUAUAGCAGAUAUAGGGGACAUAUUAGUUAUAAUGGCAAGACGGAGAAUAUUGUCAAGUCCUGGAGAUGAUUCUUUACGCAAGAAAAAACAAGCCAAAAUUUUGUGUCAUGUUUUUGAAUCAGAUGAGGCUCAACUGAUAGCUCAGUCCAUAGGCCAAGCCUUCCAGGUGGCUUAUAUGGAAUUUUUGAAGGCCAAUGGAAUAGAAGAUCCUGGUCUUAUGAAAGAAAUUGAUUAUCAAGAUGUCCUCAAUCAACAAGAAAUAUAUGGCGAAGAAUUAAAUCUGUUUGCAAAUAAAGAAAAACAUAAAGAGGUGAUAGUACCAAAGGUGAAAGGUGAAAGUUUAGGAGUAGUGAUAGUAGAAUCUGGUUGGGGAUCAAUGGUCCCUACAGUGGUGGUAGCUAACAUGGCCCCUACUGGUCCAGCGGCUAGAUGUGGCAUGAUGAAUAUUGGAGAUCAAAUUAUUUCUGUCAAUGGUGUCAGCUUGGUCGGCUUACCAUUGUCAUCCUGUCAAAAUUACAUAAAGAGUUCCAAACAACAAACUGUUGUGAAGUUAUCUGUUGUACCGUGUCCACCUGUUGUAGAAGUGUUAGUGAAGCGGCCUGAUGUCAAAUAUCAGCUGGGAUUUAGUGUACAGAAUGGGGUGAUAUGUAGUUUAUUACGUGGAGGAAUAGCUGAGCGAGGCGGUGUAAGAGUAGGACACAGAAUUAUAGAAAUAAAUAACCAAAGUGUAGUAGCAGUACCUCAUGAAAAAAUUGUCGCAUUAUUAGCUAAUUCUGUAGGAGAGAUUCACAUGAAGACAAUGCCUACAUCUAUAUUUAGACUGUUGACUGGACAAGAAACCCCACAUUAUAUGUAGUUCAUAUUAUGUCAUUUAAACAACCAUUUUUUAUUUCAUUUAAGUUCAUAUUUUGUCAUUAAAAACCAACCAUUUUUAAAAUAUUUCAUUCACUUUGUUGUCACAAAAUAUCAUGAAGUUGAUAGAUGGUAGAUCCUUUAAUUUCCACUGGAUUUGCUAUAAAUUAAAGCUUCUUUUGAGUAGGCACAUUAAUAUCAGAUGAAAUUCAAGUUAUAUUUCAGUUUAUAUCAUAUGGUAUGAUUUUAAAGAAUGUGACAUGUGAGAUUAUGUAAGAUUAUCUAGUUUACUGGAUAUAUAUAUUAAAAUAGCUGUGAAUUGCAGUUUUGAUAUUUUUAGCAAAUGAGUGCAGCAAACUAGCUACAAAAGCUUCCUAUUGUUUUGAGCUGAUAAUAUUUCAAAGUUCAAUUAAAGGAAAAUCUGGUUAUUCAAUGAUUAAGUUGAUUUGGUGUGAUUUUCAUCGUCAAUACAAAAGAGUUUUUUGGUUUUUUUUUAUAUUCCAAUCUUAGAAUUGCAUAUAUACAAGUUACUCAAAUUACAGAAUAUUCAUGUUUACCAGCAAAAAAUUUAUAUUUCUUUCUUGAUGCUAAAACAGAUACAUUUAACGUAUGUUAUACCUUUAAAAUUUAUCCCUCAACCUAUCAAAACUUCAUGAUAUUUUUUGUGACAUUUCUAUGAUCUGAACAGUUGAUAUGAUGUGUUCUGUUGAAUAUUUGAUGAGGUUUGAGAGUGAAUAGUUUCUAGUUUAUCUGAAUUUAGAAAUUUAUAAACCAAGCCAACUCAGAUUUCCCCCCUCAAAAUGAUCUGGUCACAAGUCAUCCUAGAUCACCACCAACAUUAAGUUUGUCAGUAAAUAUUAUGAUUGUGCUAUGGUAUGUUCCCUGAUAUAGAUAAUAAAAAAGCAGGUUAAACGUUAUCUACAAAUCUUAUAAUUAUGGGAAUUCAUGAAGAAUUUUUUGGAAGCUUUAAAAGUUUAAUCAUAGAAUAUUGAUUGUUUAUAUAUAUGAACUCAAGCAAUCCGUGAAAUUGAAACUUCCUGAAACAUAAGUCAUGAUGGCACACCAAUUUAUUCUAAACAAAGACUGCAGUAUUUUUUGACAGCAUUGAAAUACCUCCACUCUGACAAGGCUUUAAUGAUGUGUUUUCAGUUACUUCUUUGCUUUCAUGCUGGCCACAACUGUCAUGGAAGCAAGACUUAGGGGUACAAUUGUUUAAAGUUUGUAAUUAAGUUGCACAGGCAAGACAUGUCUGUGUUUGAAACAAUUAACAUUCAUACCUAUAUUAUCUUUGAUCAUCAGUCAUUUUCCAGCAUUGAUAAGAAAUAACUAUGGUUGUGUUGUGUCAAAUUGUUUGUUUUCUGUAUAUGAUACAAAAUAAUGCUGCUUUUAAUUCAUAUAAAUCUACAAAUGUAUUCAAAGUUAUAUGAUACAAAUGUUUUAAUGCCAAAUAUUGUUUUGAUUUAUGUAUUUUUAAAGUGCUUUUGUAAAGUUUUCUAUUUGUAUUUUAUUUUAAAUAGUAAAAUAUUUCAUUGUCAUAAGUUAAUUUGUAAUGUAUUUGAUCAUGUGAUCACUAAGAUUUCACAAUGUUUACAUUAUUUCACUGUAAGCUUGAAAUAAUAACAUAUACUGUGAGUAUUGCAAUGCAAUAUGUGCAGCACAUGGACAUAAGUAUUCAUCAAUUUUAUUUACUUUAUAUUUCUGUACGAUAAAAUAUGUUUUUUUCAAAAAAUUAUUUUUGGGUGAUUUCUGAAUUUUCACACAAUCUUCUUUAUUUUUUCUGAUGAUAAUAACUCAAUUUUGUUUUGUCUGAAAAUUUGCUAAAUAUAUUUAACUGUAAAUGAUAUUAAGUGUAAUCUCAUAAGUAAUGAAAGAAAACACCUGAAGACAAAACAAACCAUAGAAUUCUACAUCUUUUAACACCUGUUUUGUUACAUGCCAUCCAUGAAUGCCUAUAAAAAUAUGUGUUUAAAUGAAAUCUAUUGCAAAAAAAAAUGUAGAUGAUAAUACUUAUAUUCAUGCACUGUAUAUAAAUGUUAAAACAGUCAAAUUUAAAUAAGGUGCACAAUUCUCUCAUUACCACAGGUAAAAAAAUGGUACAGGUACCCAAAAGUAAUUUCUUUUGAACAUGUGGAUCAGACAUGUAUAAAAAAAAAAUUAAUGAAAAAGUAUUUAUCCCCAGAAAAAUAGAUUAUUACUAAGUCGUUUAUAAAAAAAUACAGACAAAAACUGUUUACUUACUAUUAGAGAGCAACACAUAAGGAAUAUAAGACCCUUUUUGGAUGAAAAUUUGAGAGACUUGUGUAGAUUUAUUCAUAUGAUGUUAAACAUAGCUGUGAACAAACAAAAACUUUUUCAACUUUUAAAUACUAAUCAAUGGGUUUCUGACCUGAGUAUAAUGUAAGAUAUAUGUGGUAGGUAACUGCUGUAAAGCAGACUGUGAUGUACAACAUAUGUAUUAGUGUUGUCAUCUUAACCAUGUAUUUUAUAUGUACUUAAAGGGACAGUUAAUGGCAAAUACCAUAACAUUGUAGAUUUUGAUAAAAAGCUUAUUUCAAUUAAUGAUAAAAUUGAAAACUGUUAAUUCAGAAGUUUUUGUGAUUUUUUUUAUCACAAGAAUUGCAACAAAAUAGGUGUUGACAAAAUAAACCUGGCAUUUUAUGCUUAUAUGGCAUUUUUUGUAUGGAGCUUUCCUAAAAUUUCAAAACACAAACUUUCACAUGGGUCGAUUGUUCACAAUCUCAAUUACAAAUGCAAGCAAUAACUUAUGAAAUUACUGUACUUUUAGUGCUUCUAUAUAUUCAUGUUUUUAUUCUCAGCAGUUUACUUUUAUAAAAGUGCUAACAGUAAAGAAUUUGGUAAGGGAGGUAAUUAUUAAAAUAUAUAUGAAUCAGAAAACAGAAUAAUUGCUGCUGAACAGCUGUCUACUGCCUGAGAUAAUGUUGUGUCUAAUUAAAAUAAUAUCUGUGAUAAAACAUAUUUGUGCAAUGUGAUUGAUAUUAUUUGGAUUGUUAAAAGUUAAGCCAUAAAAAAGUAAAGUAUGUAAUUAGUGCUAGCUGCAAACACUAAAAAUCUAUAAAUCUAUAAAUCUUUCCUCUUUGAAAUUUUAAUGGUAAGUAAAUUUUAUAUAGCUUCAUUUGAAUAAUAUGAAUUAAUAGAGAUCUGGGAUACAUGUCAACGAUUAAACAACCAUAAAACAAAUCGGCCAAUUAAAACAGUUGAUGGUAUUCAUUCGGUAACAGACAUCCUCACCGUCUGACAACCCUUUAAUCUCGCUAUCCUGUCUCUUGACAAGAUGUCGUGUGAAUAAAUAAUCAAAUGACCAUACAACAUAAACAUAUAGUAUUUCUUAGCAUUAUUAAGUAUAUAAAAUAAAAGUAGGAUUUGAGAGUAAAGUGAUCUUCCUCAGACAUAUUGAUAUACAAAACUCUCUGAACUGUCCAAAAAAAUAAGUGAUUUACAAAGAAAUUAACCGACAAGGUUAAAUUGAAGAUAGUUUUAUUAAGUGUAUAGUGUUAAUUUGAUAUCAAACCAAAAUAUAAUAUCGUUUUAAGAUAGAUUAUGUUGGGAAAUAAUACUGUUCAUCUACUUCAACAAAUUUUUCAACCUCUAGAAUUCUGCAUUAUAAUCUAUUGCAUAUGCAAUUAAUGUAAAAACACUUAAUUAACCAGCUAUAAACUAAAAACAAAUAUUUUAUUUUAUUUUCAACAAAUAUAAGAUGUUAGCUAUUAUUUUAUAUUAUGUGUAACUUUUAUGUUUAAUAGCAAUAUACUUGUAUUUUUCUGUUUAAUUUAAUGUGAUUAUCUCCCUUUGUCUGUUUAUAUCUCUCUGAAUCACAAAAAUGUUUUCCAUCAUGUAUAUGUUAUAUUGUGAUAUAAAUUAAUAUAUUCUAGUCUUAUGAAUGUGAUGUAUGAAUGGUCAUAAAAAAUUAAAACUUGAGCAGAAAAUCUGAUCACCGCAUUGUUACACUUCAUUUAUUAUUGAUCAUUCAAAGCUCCAGUAUAUUUUAAAAAAAAUAUGCUACUUUAUGUAUCUAUUGCCAAUAGUAGGUUAAUAAGGUAUCAUAUUCAGAUACCUUUGUUUUGUUUAGAUUUGCUUUGUGAUUAUUUUGAUGGUUAAGAAUUGCAUUGUGAUCCUGUCUUCAAAAAACCUCUUCAUCUCGUAGCCUAAUUCAUGACCAGUUUAGUGAUGGGAGAUAAAUAAAACCAUUUCUAUUCUUUAACAUUGUAAUUAAAUGUUUGGUAUGUUAUCAGCUUAUAAGUAAUGCAUUUUUUAAAUUUUCUGUUAAUAUGAAAAUUAUAUUAAAAUAGACAUAGAAUACAUUUUUGUCAUAUUAAAAACAAAAAGAAUGAAUGAUACAAGUGCAUAGAUUAGGAAUGAUAAAGCAAGCACAUUGUUUAAGCUUGAUGAACAGAAAUUCAAAUGAUCUUUUCGUGACUUCUACAAACAAUAUAAAUAUGGCAUUGAAAAUUGAUACAAUACAUAAGUUUUUUUAGUAUGAAAAGAAUGAGAAUGAUAAAAGAAGGAAAUAAUUAAGUUUCUUGUGGAAAGGAAGUUAUUGUUGGCUUAUACAUAUACCUUAUGAUCAAAAUAUAAAAUAGCAAGAGAUUUUUUAAUACUACAAUGUUCCAGUAUGUUAUAGUGAUAGUAACAUAAAGAUACAUUUCUGACAUAUGUGUAACAUUCCAGGGAUGCUUUAAGUGUGUUUGUGUGGUGAAUGCUUGGAUUGUGCUAUUAUUUAACAUGUUUUAUCUUUUGAAAUAAAGUCGAUUGUCAAAUUGCAA
Mytilus trossulus (common blue mussel) is the source of this 8287-nucleotide messenger RNA. RefSeq names its product amyloid-beta A4 precursor protein-binding family A member 1-like. Gene Ontology annotation, biological process: chemical synaptic transmission. The transcript is spliced from 15 exons. Gene Ontology annotation, cellular component: dendritic spine; cytoplasm; plasma membrane. Gene Ontology annotation, molecular function: protein binding. The coding region runs from base 184 to 3510 and encodes 1108 amino acids. NCBI's taxonomy places the organism in Eukaryota, Metazoa, Mollusca, Bivalvia, Mytilida, Mytilidae. The record is from RefSeq and is a predicted model, not a curated record.